This is a messenger RNA of Octopus sinensis (East Asian common octopus), 4804 nucleotides long. RefSeq names its product sodium-dependent phosphate transport protein 2A. The record is from RefSeq and is a predicted model, not a curated record. Gene Ontology annotation, biological process: sodium-dependent phosphate transport. Gene Ontology annotation, molecular function: sodium:phosphate symporter activity. The transcript is spliced from 9 exons. NCBI's taxonomy places the organism in Eukaryota, Metazoa, Mollusca, Cephalopoda, Octopoda, Octopodidae. Bases 125 to 2218 code for a protein of 697 amino acids. Gene Ontology annotation, cellular component: membrane.
CAUUUUGCCCGGCAUGCGCACGAUAGUGUUGUUUGAAAAAUAGUGGGUGGAGCCUAUUGAAGUGGGACGGAUCGUUAGGAAAGUAAAUCGAUGUAGUUGUUCGUCUAUCAGCCGUCGUGUUAACAUGGGUUCCUUGUUAGUGUCAAGUUCUGUAAAGCCAGAACACCGCAGACUUGAAGCUGACCGACUCCACAUACGUCCAAAUUCGUUGGCAACUACCGGCGACACUUGUCAGCAAAAUAAAAUUAAUAAACUGACCAAAGACAACCCGUAUCUAAUCGAAGUAGAGGUACCCACCGAAAUGGUUCCUGCGCCGGGGGUUCCUGUCCUGGUUGACGAGUGCCCCCCCGAUUACAGCGUCAACGAUCCCCUGAACGCGGAGAACGAGUUGUCAAGUGCACAGCCGCAGGCGCGGAAUCAACACGAAGAGAAAGCCGACGUGCGGGGGAACGCUGGGGACAACGGACAACCAGAGGGCAAAAAAUCUAAUGCGCUGGGUAUACUGCUGAUUACGUUGAAGAUUAUCUGUGUCCAUGGCUUCCUUUACAUCUUCAUCAUAUCACUCAACCUGCUUAGCCAAGCAUUCAGACUCUUGGGUGGCAAAACUGCUGGUGGUUUCAUGUCUAAUCACGUGCUCCUUCAAAAUCCCUUGACUGGUCUUAUGAUUGGCAUCCUUGCAACUGUGUUGAUGCAGAGCUCAAGUACGUCUACGUCCAUUGUGGUCACAAUGGUAGCAUCAAACAUGAUCGAUGUGGAGCCUGCAAUUUCAAUUAUAAUGGGUGCCAAUAUUGGGACAUCUGUGACCAAUACGAUUGUUUCCCUGGCCCAGUAUGGAAAUAGGGAUGAAUUCCGGAGAGCAUUUAGUGCUGCCACCGUCCAUGAUAUGUUCAAUUGGUUGAGUGUUUGCUUGUUACUUACUGUGGAGGUCUGCACUGGCUACCUCUACAAGUUGAGUGGGUUGAUGGUGUCUAACCUAUCUCUUCCAAAGUAUAAAACUCGUAAGUUUGACAUGCUGAAAGUAAUAACUAAACCUGUUACAAACUUGAUUGUUCAGCUUGAUAAAGAAGUGAUAGAAGGAAUUGCCACCGGUCAAUAUUGGGGUGGAAGAAGGUUGUUAAAGGUUUGGUGCAAAUAUAACAAAACCUAUAUUCUACAAAAUGUUACACGUGAAGUUAAUGUGUCUUCCGGUGAAGGUCCUAAUUUAAUAUUCAAGCUACAGAAUGAAACACAAUUAGAGGAAGCAUAUAUAACAUCACCCACAGAGAAAUGUUAUUGUCUGAUGAGUUAUAUCAAUUGGAAUGAUUCGGUAUCCGGUGUUGUUUUGCUGGUCAUCUCACUGUUAUCGUUGGUCUUUUGUCUAAUGGGAAUGGUACGCUUGCUUCAUUCGAUGCUCCGUGGACCUGUAGCUUCAGCUUUGAAGAAAACAAUAAACUCUGACAUUCCAAAACCAUGUUCAUUUCUAACUGGAUAUGUAGCCAUCAUUAUUGGCGCUAUAUUAACAAUAAUUCUUCAGAGCAGUUCUAUAUUCACAUCAACGCUCACACCUUUAGUUGGUAUGGGUGUCAUUCACAUUGAGCGAAUGUAUCCACUGACUUUAGGUUCCAACAUUGGAACGACUGCAACUGGUUUAUUAGCUGCCAUGGCAACUUCAGGAGACAAGCUGAAAGCUGCUCUGCAAAUUGGACUCUGCCAUCUUUUAUUUAAUCUAACUGGCAUUUUAAUAUUUUAUCCAGUACCAGUAAUGCGUAAGCUUCCUAUAAACCUGGCGAAAAUGUUGGGCAACACUACGGCCAAAUACCGUUGGUUUGCUUUCCUGUAUUUACUGACUGCAUUUUUCCUGCUUCCAGCAUUUGUCUUUGCCUUGUCACUGGCUGGCAAAUAUGCACUGAUCACAGCUUGUGCCAUCAUCAUUCCACUCCUUGCCUUCAUCAUCAUUGUUAAUAUUCUGCAAAGAAAAAUGGAAAACGUCCUGCCAAAAGUAUUGAGGAACUGGGACUGGCUUCCUCUCUGUUUACAUUCACUAGAACCAAUGGACAAGUUCCUGUCAAAGUUCACAGGAUUCUGUAAAAUGUGUCAAAAAAAGCUGGAUCAGCCAAGAGCGAAUGAAGGAUCCAGCCUGAGUACGAUUAAUAAUUCUUGUGGUGUAAGUCCUGGAGCUGACAGUCCUUCAAGUUUCCAUUCUACAGCACGACUAAUACAAGAUACAACAAAAUGUUGAUAAUUUAGGAAUUAAUAGCUCAUUAUAAAAUAAUUAUUCAUUUAGGAAUUUUUAAAUUUUGAAUCACCUUUUUUUUUUUUUUUCACCCCUCUCUCAUGUGAGAGCAGAUCUGUUAUCAUUUCCUACAACUUUUGUGUAGGUGUGAAAGGGAUUAUAUAUACACAGUCACAUAUCUACAACUGUACAUAUAUAAUUGUGUGUGAUUGUAUAUAUACACACAUAUAUACUUAUGAGUUUCUCUGUGUGGUGUGUGUGGGUGCGUGUGUCUGUAUGUGUGUGUGUGUGUGAACUUGCAUAAAUGUUAUAUUGAGGGUGCUGGCACUGCAGUUUGUAAAUAUUCUUCAUCUAAGUAACAUAAUAGGACCGAGCUAAUAUAGGGGAUCUAUUCAAGUGAAUGCUUUACUGAAAGAUAUAGAAGUUUAUACCAUUAUAUAAAGCUAUCCAUAGUAAAAUUAAGAUGUGUAUUUAUGUGCAUUAAUUAUUAUUAAGGCUUGUGCAUAAAUGCAUCUGUUCCUAAUUAGUACGCAAUAGAAUAACUAAUGAUCAUGUAUGUAAGAUAUAUAAUGUAUAUAUUUAUGUAUAUAUAUAUAUGCAUACAUAUAUCAAUGUGUAUGUAUACUAUAUAUGUCUACAUACAUAUAUGUAUAUACAUGUUUGUGUGUAUAAAGUAAAGCUGUAAUCACAUGUAUAUAUUUGAACAGAUUUGCACUAAUUCAUCAUUAUAUAUUUAUGUUAGCUAAUGGCUGCAUAUAGUGAACUAUAAUGCUGGCACAAUUAUUUCCAAAACCAUUUUACAACGACACUAUCUCAUUGACAUUGCUGAAUGAUAAAAGCUGCUGAGAAAAACUUACUUCAGAAGAAAUGAAGUCAUUCUUCAAGUUAUCUUUUGAAGCUUACCUUUAUAUUAGUUUAUUAGUGAUUAUGAGUAGAAAAAAAAAUUCUAGUAAUAUUAAUAACUUAGAUGAAUAUUUAGUAAUUUUCAAACAUUUUGUUUCUUAAUUUACAAGCUAUUUUAAUAUAAUAAUAUGUAUAAAAAAAAAUUGGCGUGGAGAAAGAGUAAGCUUGGGUAGCUUAUUCUUUAAUUUCAGUCGCUAGUUCAUUCACUUCAUUUAUAUCAUGACUGAUAACUAGGAAAGUAUGAACAUCAUUAAUCAAUAUUCACAAGAAGUAGUAAGCAGUGUAAUAUAAGCGAUGAAAUAUGUUGAUUAGCUGGCUCUUCAACCAAACUGCUUUUAAUCCCCAUCUCCAGGUCUUUCAUUUCAUUUACAUAAUCACUGACCUUUAGGAAGGCAUAAACUUCACAUCUUCAUUCAACCACCUACUCCGAUAAAAACUUAAAUUUUGUGCCUAUUUAAAACAUUAAUAUAUAUACAUAUACACACACAUAUAUAUGUAUAUGUGUGUGUGUGUAUAUGUAUAUAUAUAUAUAAUAUAUAUAUAUAUAUAUAUAUGUAUUAGCUAAUCUUAUGUUAUACACCUGGUAGUUUGCUGGUAAAGCAUGUUCACUGGCUCAGUGUUCAUUGGGUAUGUAAUUAAUGAGAGAAACGGAAGAUGGCGAGACUUUAUUGAUCACUACAAUCAUUUUGACCCAUCUAGCAUCAAACCCCUGCGGAUGGGAUGCUGCACAACUGAUUUAGGUAUAUCCCUCAGUGUAGAUGUGUCUCCUCAGGUGAUUUCAAGAGAUAUUAUUAAAAUAAACUGUUUCACACAACUUGUUUUCCUCUUGGUCUUCAUGAUAGAAAUAGCAAAUUGGUGGGUACUGCAUCAUUCUUAUAGAAUAUCAAUAUUUUUUUGCUGUAUUGUAUAUUUGUUUCUUUUUGUAUCUGGUUUUUGUGAUUGAUCUUCUAUAACAAUGAAGCCGUAUCCAUUAAUUUACCGUUCCUAUCUUUGAGGACCAAGAAGAAAAUAUGCAUGUCAUGUGAAACAGUCUAUUUUAAUGAGAUACUGUUUGAAAUCACCUGAGGAGACACAUCUACACCCAUAAAGGAUCACUGGUAGAUGAAUCGAAACGAUUGUAGUGAUCAAUAAAGAUUCUUUUAUCUUUCAUCUCAUUAUAUAUAUAGUUAACUCUAUUGUAAACAAUAUUUGAGACUAAAAACCUAAUUUAUUUACAGAAACAAUUUAUGUUCCUCAAAAUAUGCUUUCUUUAGAUACUGAAUUAAAACUAAAUAUCAUACUUAAUUGGUACCGUUCAAAAUAAGGCUAAUUUUAAUUUAUAUAUGUAUGUUUUUUUUAUAAGCAAGUAUCUUUAUCGUGAAGAUUAAGAUCAAUUUAGACAAAUAAAAUUAUAAAAUAAUAAAAAUAAGUGAUAAGACUAUAAUAAUUAUUAUUAAUAUGGAAAAUAUAUUUAGGUAUUUUACUAUAAAUUUUGUUUAUAAAGUAAAAUUUAGUCCUAUUUAAAAAUAUCUUUAAAUUUUUCUGUUCAUUUUUGUUUUGUUUUCAAACACUCAGAAUUUUUCAUAGGUAUAAAGAAAAACUACACAAAAAACAUUUUCAAUUUCAUUUUGUCAAUUCUUUUACAUCUUUGGUUAAUGUUCUAACUUUGAAACAAUGUUAAAUAUUAAAAUUAUUUGAUUUAAAAAAAAA